AUGGCGGCCCUUCCAGCAAACACUCCUCUCAAGGUUGGAAUUUGCGGUGCGACUGGAGCUGUCGGAAAGGAGAUUGUUGGAGUUCUUGAGACACGAGGAUUUCCUGUGAAAGAGCUUCAUCUUUUCGGGUCCGAGCGAUCGUCUGGCAAAGUUGUGGAGACCAAGUGGGGCAAGGUUGAGAUCGAGGCGUUCUCCGUGCAGAAGGCGAGGGAGAUGGACGUGGUCUUCAUCUCAGUCUCGGGAGAUUUCUCCAAGGAGUACGCCAAGGCUAUUGCUGAAGGCGAUGACGGGGCUGUUGUCAUUGACAACUCGUCGGCGUUCCGUUAUGAUAAGGAUGUUGCUCUUUGCGUCCCAGAGAUCAAUGCUGACGCUGCUCGCAAGAAUCCUAACAAGGUUAUUGCAAACCCGAACUGCACGACCGCCAUCGGCAUCAUGGCGCUGUUUCCUCUUCACAAGAGGUUCGGCCUCAAGAAGGUCAUCAUGUCCACCUAUCAAGCAGCCUCUGGUGCCGGACAGGAAGGAAUGGACGAGCUGAGGGACGGAGCGAAGGAGGUUGUAAACAGUGCCGAAGGAACGAUCGCGAAGAACAAGAUCUUCGCCCAUCCGCUGCCAUUCAAUCUUAUCCCACAUAUCGACGUCUUCCAGGACAACCUCUACACCAAGGAGGAGAUGAAGGUGACUUGGGAGUGCCGCAAGAUCAUGGACAUUCCUUCCCUUCCUGUGUCUUGCACUGCUGUAAGAAUCCCGACCUUCAGAGCCCAUGCGGAGUCGAUUGUGGUUGAGACUGAGAAGCCCAUCAAGGUGGAUGAAGCAAGAGAUCUUCUGGCGAAAUCUCCCGGCAUCGCCCUCGCCGACGAGCCUGCAAACAAGAAGUACCCAAUGCCUUUGACCGCUUCCAAGAAAUAUCCUGUGGAGGUUGGACGCAUCAGGCAGAACAUUGUCUUCGGAGAUCACGGUCUUGAGUUUUUUGUGUGCGGAGAUCAGCUCCUGCGUGGCGCUGCUUUGAACGCUGUUCUUAUCGCAGAAGCUCUCGCCGAGCCUGUUGGCAAGGACUUUACUCCUAAGCUCUAG
Molecule: messenger RNA, 1071 nt
Organism: Guillardia theta CCMP2712
Lineage: Eukaryota; Cryptophyceae; Pyrenomonadales; Geminigeraceae
Exons: 13
Coding region: 1-1071 (356 amino acids)
Biological process (GO): L-threonine biosynthetic process
Molecular function (GO): protein dimerization activity; NADP binding; aspartate-semialdehyde dehydrogenase (NADP+) activity
Source: RefSeq, a predicted model, not a curated record